AUGACAGCUAUCAACAGUACUGACGUUGGCUCACACCUCUUCAUCCUGCUGGGCAUCCCAGGGCUGGAAACGGCCCACAUCUGGAUCUCUGUCCCCUUGUGCUGCAUGUACAUCGUUUCUCUGCUCGGGAACACCGGGGUGCUCGUAGUCAUACUGGUGGAGCAAAGCCUGCAGCAGCCCGUGUACCUUUUCCUCUCCAUGUUGGCUACCUCGGAUCUCAUUCUCAGUUCCACCACGGUGCCAGAAAUGUUGCUCAUGCUCUGGGUCAAGGCUGGGGAAAUUGCUGCCUGUCUCACCCAGAUGUUCUUUGUCCAUGCGGUUUUUGCUCUGGAGUCAGCCAUCCUGCUGGCCAUGGCAUUUGAUCGGUUACCAUGCUGUGGCCACCACAUCGUCCAUCACACCUACUGUGAGCACAUGGGCAUAGCCCGGCUGGCCUGUGCCGACAUCACAGUCAUUAUUGUGUACGGUUUGAUUGUCCCUUUCUUAGCCAUAGGGUUAGAUAUUAUCUUUAUCGCUGUGUCCUACACUCUGAUCCUCAGGGCCGUCUUCCGGCUUCCCUCCAAGGACGCCUGGCGCAAAGCUCUUCGCACCUGCGACUCCCACUUCUGCAUCAUAUUAAUAUUUUACAUACCGGCCUUCUUCUCGUUCUUAAGCCAUUGCUUUGGGCGCAGUGUCCCCUGCCACAUCCACAUUCUUCUCGCCAACCUCUACAUGCUGGUUCCACCCACAUUGAACCCCAUCAUUUAUGGGGUGAAAACCCAGUUGAUCUGGGCCAGGGUGCUGAAAACAUUCGAUCCUCAAAGGUGUAGCCCCUGA
This is a messenger RNA of Chelonia mydas (Green sea turtle), 816 nucleotides long. RefSeq names its product olfactory receptor 52D1-like. Gene Ontology annotation, biological process: G protein-coupled receptor signaling pathway. The coding region runs from base 1 to 816 and encodes 271 amino acids. Gene Ontology annotation, molecular function: G protein-coupled receptor activity; olfactory receptor activity. The record is from RefSeq and is a predicted model, not a curated record. Gene Ontology annotation, cellular component: membrane. The transcript is spliced from 2 exons. Lineage: Eukaryota; Metazoa; Chordata; Testudines; Cheloniidae.